AUGUCUCAACCACCGUCUCCAUUCCCCCCGCAGUCGCCGUUCUACUCAUCCCAAAUCAUGAACACCGCCCACUCUGACACACCUCCUCCACCACCCCCCAAACCCAACAGCCAUGAAGCCAGUCGACGUGGCACCCCACAAAACACCUCCGCUACACACUGGCAGCCAGACACCCAGACAGGCACACAUCAGGGUGGAUACCCCAGCAAUCCUCAACAGCCAUAUCUCCCCGAACCCCCAACAGUCGAGGAAGGCUGGCUCCCAGACCUAGUAUCCGACAAAUCAACAACCGAUCUCCAAACAAUCCUCAAGGACCCAGCUUUAAUAUCCGCUCUCUCAAGCCAGCACCCCUCCUACACAGCCCGCCAACAAUACCUCGAAAGCCUAAUCCAAACGAAUAAAGACCUCGCAACCCGCGUCCUAGAAAUGCAGAACCACCUCGCCGAAGUCCGCGCCUCCACUGAAACAAUGCUGAUCACACACCAGUCGCUUGAGGUCUCCUGGCGCAAAAAGCAAGCCGAGAUGGACGCCGCUCUAGCGCCGUGGUCGCCGAAGGCGCUCUACCAGCGCUUCAGCGCGGCAAUCACGGAGCAGGAGGCUGUGUGCCGUGCUGUUGAGGAGAGUUUCCUCGACGAAGACCAUCACGGCCUGGCGACGGAGAAGGAGAUUGCAGAUUGGGUCCGACGCGUACGGGGCGAGGCAUCUAAAUUGGCGGCUCGGAAAGAGGCCAAGGCACGGUGGGAUGAGGGACGUGUUGGUGGUUGGCGAUGA
This is a messenger RNA of Penicillium robsamsonii, 771 nucleotides long. Its product is annotated as vacuolar protein sorting family 37 protein. The transcript has 2 exons. The record is from RefSeq and is a predicted model, not a curated record. The coding region runs from base 1 to 771 and encodes 256 amino acids. Gene Ontology annotation, biological process: protein targeting to membrane; ubiquitin-dependent protein catabolic process via the multivesicular body sorting pathway; protein targeting to vacuole. Gene Ontology annotation, cellular component: ESCRT I complex. NCBI's taxonomy places the organism in Eukaryota, Fungi, Ascomycota, Eurotiomycetes, Eurotiales, Aspergillaceae.